Messenger RNA from Drosophila serrata, 1392 nucleotides. Its product is annotated as transmembrane reductase CYB561D2. The record is from RefSeq and is a predicted model, not a curated record. Gene Ontology annotation, molecular function: transmembrane monodehydroascorbate reductase activity. Lineage: Eukaryota; Metazoa; Arthropoda; Insecta; Diptera; Drosophilidae.
GUGGACAGUGGGUCCGUGUGUGUUAAGCUCGCUGGCCGGAAAGGAAACAUCCUCGUCUAGACGGGCGUAAGAAAUUAUCAAGUCAGCAUUAUGAGCAGCGCCUAAGAGCUGCAAAUCAGCAGGUGACACAACGGCUCUCUUUAUCAGGUAAUAACUGAUAUCACAUUCCAAUUCUCUUUCGUACUUUGAGCACUACCCCCUCGCAACUUUUAAAUAUUUAAUUAAUUUAAACUAUCCAAACAAAAUGAACAAAAAGUAUUGAAUAUUUUUAUAUAUAACUUGGGUUGCUUAAUAAUCAUUUUAAUGAGGGAUUUAACUUCUAAGACCAUUUUCAAGUGUGUUUGCUGGUGUUACUAUAUGCUCUACAGCUGUAUGCCUCUAACUCGCCAGCGUUCCUCUCUUUUGCCUAUCGCUCUCACACUCUUUUCCCCUUUGUUUUGUAUUUAAGCGACGACAAGUGACCCACGAGUUCAGUCGUCUCUCUUAGCCGGUCGGGUUAUUGUGUGAACUAAUAAUAGUUAUACGUCUCGUAGUCAAACUAUUUGCUAUCUGAUAGUAUUAGAAACUAUCAGAUACUUUGCUUAAUCUACUGAAAGGUUCUAAAUAAGAAAAGUGACAAUAAUGCCGGAGGCCUACACGACCGCCACCGCUUGGCUGCAAAUCCAGAGCCUGCUGAACAGCAUAAACCACAUCCUAAUCUUCUUGGUGGCUGCAUUCUUCUUCGUCCUGGCGCGCAGCCUGGACUUCAAGGACACUGCCAUGCAUAUGUUCAUGACUGGUAUCGGAUUCCACGUCCUAAUCGCCCAGGCCAUGAUGUCACACAACAAAGUUAAUCCCGUCACUCGUUGGCUGUCACACCGCAACAAGUCGCGAUUCCAUGCCAUCCUUCAAAUCGUGGGCGGCUCUAUGGUUCUGUUGGGGGGAAUCGGAAAGUUCUCGAACAAGGAUGUGCACUUCAACACGUGGCACGGACGAGUAGGCGCGGCUGCCACCUUCGGAUGUGCGGCCAGCAUCGUCGGCGGCUUUGUUAACUAUUUCCAGCCAAAGUUCGCUUUAAAGUUCUUCCCUCCAUCGGAGCUGCGCUUCCGCCACAACUUGUUCGGUCUCCUCACCUUCAGCUUGGGCAUGGGAGCCAUCUAUCUAGGCUACUACUCCAAGUUCUUUACUAAGUUUGUUGACAAUGACUUUAUUCCAGCCAUGAUGCUGGUCACUGCGUUGGUGUAUGUGCUCACCAUCAUCUCACCAGUCCUCUCCCUGCUGACUAAGCUCAGGUAUAGGUCUAAGAAGAAGACGGAAAAGCAGGUCCAGUAGAUCAUCGGCAGGGGAACGAGGCAGACUAAUAGAACUUUGACAGUACAAAAAUAAAGAGCUUGGCGCCGCGCCAAAUAUAAA